This is a messenger RNA of Talpa occidentalis (Iberian mole), 1838 nucleotides long. It is a transcript of the gene SLC16A14, whose product is annotated as solute carrier family 16 member 14. Lineage: Eukaryota; Metazoa; Chordata; Mammalia; Eulipotyphla; Talpidae. The transcript has 6 exons. The record is from RefSeq and is a predicted model, not a curated record. Bases 272 to 1804 code for a protein of 510 amino acids. Gene Ontology annotation, molecular function: monocarboxylic acid transmembrane transporter activity. Gene Ontology annotation, biological process: transmembrane transport; monocarboxylic acid transport.
AGCACCGCCCGCUCGGGGAUCCGGGCCCGGGGCCGAGUGAGGCGCCGCUGGGGGGCCGCGGGCGUCUCCUGGGCUCUGCUUGUAUGAGUCGGUCCCCCAAGGCUAGUCCACUCUGGCUGUACUGGACAAGUGGAAGGCUUGGACCCUUGAAACUGAGAACUAGAUCCUCUGCCAGGGCCCACCAAGGUGAAGGCGGAAGACCCCCUGAAAGGCUUUCAAGGCAGGCGCCUUCCUUCUGUGGCACCUUUGUUGUGACCGGAAAUCUUGGAAGAUGUAUACAAGUCACGAGGAUAUUAGGUAUGAUUUUGAAGAUGACCCCAAAGAUAAGAAGACAUUCAAGCCCCACCCCAACAUUGAUGGCGGAUGGGCUUGGAUGAUGGUCCUCUCCUCGUUCUUCGUGCACAUCCUGGUGAUGGGCUCCCAGAUGGCCCUGGGCGUCCUCAACGUGGAGUGGCUCGAGGAGUUCCACCAGAGCCGUGGGCUGACGGCCUGGGUCAGCUCCCUCAGCAUGGGCAUCACCCUGAUCGUGGGGCCUUUCAUCGGCUUGUUCAUUAACACCUGUGGGUGUCGCCGGACGGCCAUCAUCGGGGGGCUGGUGAACUCCCUGGGCUGGGUGCUAAGCGCCUACGCUGCAAACGUGCAUUACCUCUUUAUUACCUUCGGAGUGGCAGCUGGCCUCGGGAGCGGGAUGGUCUACCUCCCGGCCGUGGUCAUGGUGGGGAGAUACUUCCAGAAGCGCCGCGCCCUGGCGCAGGGCCUCAGCACCACCGGCACCGGCUUCGGCACCUUCCUGAUGACCGCGCUGCUCAAGUACCUGUGCGCGGAGUACGGCUGGCGCAGCGCCAUGUUCAUCCAGGGCGCCGUGGCCCUCAACCUGUGCGUCUGCGGGGCGCUCAUGCGGCCCCUGGCCCCCGGGGCGGGCGGCCCCCACCCGGGAAGGGAGGGUCCCCCGGUGCUCCCGGCGCGCUCCACGGAAUCCGUCGGGUCGGCGGGACGUCUGGGCCGAGCAGGCGAGCAGGAGGGCGCGCCCGGCCUCGAGGAGGCCCUCGCGGACCCGCAGGCCCAGGCGUGCCAGGAGGCGGCCGGGCGCAGGGCGGACGUGCGCGCCCUGGGCAUCCUGAAGCGCGUGAGCCAGCUGACCCUGAGGGUCCGCAGGGGCUUCGGCGACUGGCACGCGGGCUACUUCGGGACGGCCUCUCUCUUCACCCACCGAAGGUUCGUGGCCUUCGUUCUGUGGGCGCUGUUUGCGUACAGCAGCUUUGUCAUCCCUUUCAUCCACCUCCCAGAAAUCGUCAACUUGUAUAAUUUGUCGGAGCAGAACGAUAUUUUCCCUCUGACCUCCAUUAUAGCAAUAGUUCACAUCUUCGGGAAAGUGAUCCUGGGCAUCGUGGCCGACUUGCCCUGCAUCAGCGUCUGGAACGUCUUCCUGAUGGCCAACUUCACCCUGCUCGUCAGUAUUUUCGUGCUGCCGCUGACCCACACGUACGCCGGCCUGGCCAGCAUCUGCGCGCUCAUCGGCUUUUCCAGCGGCUAUUUCUCCCUGAUGCCCGUGGUGACGGAAGACUUGGUGGGGAUCGAGCACCUGGCCAACGCGUAUGGCAUCAUCAUCUGUGCCAACGGCAUCUCGGCUCUGCUGGGACCACCUUUUGCAGGGUGGAUCUACGACAUCACACAAAAAUACGAUUUUUCCUUCUAUAUAUGUGGCUUGCUUUAUAUGGUAGGAAUACUCUUUUUACUCAUUCAGCCAUGUAUUCAAAUUAUAGAACAAUCCAGGAAAAAAUACGUGGAUGGUGCCCAUGCGUAGUGUUAUGUAUGUUUCAUGGAAGGUUUCUUUGUAC